UCCGUAGUGGCGGUUUAUAUUGGCUGCAAGCGGAUCAGCAAAACAAAACAUCUUUGCGCUUUAAUUCCCAUCUAACGGUUUGUAUUCAACAGGAAUAACCACGGGAUUAAACGGGGUAACCUUUCCCCGUUAGUUACCGCGUGUUUCGCGCUCUUUAAGGUGUUGUCAUGGAGGAGGUGACCCGCCUGGUGUCCACAGGAGACUGCGUGAGGAUCUGGGAUGCCGGUUCGAUGGCUCCGCUGGAGCAGUUUAACCCUCACAGCAGCAGCCACCCGGUGGCUCAGGCCUGCUGGAGCUCCAACAAUCAGUACCUGGUGAGUGCCAGCAGCAGCGGGGACAAGCUGGUGGUCUGCAGCCUCAAAUCCUCCCCGGUCCCCGUGGUGGAGCUGGGAGAUGGGAAAAAGCAGACCUGUGUGUCCCUCAGCUCCUCCUCUCAGUUCCUGGUGAGCGGGGGUCUGGAUCACUGCGUUCACAUCUGGGACCUGAAGACCAAGAGACUGCACCGCUCCCUGAGGGACCAUAAGGAGGAGGUGACCUGCGUCUCCUUCAACUCCAACGACAGCUACGUGGCUUCGGGCUCCAGCAGCGGAGACCUGGUGCUGCACAGCCUCACCACCAACCUGUCCAGCAAGGCCUUCGGACACGGCAACAACCAGCCGAUCCACGAUCUGCGGCUGUCCCUUCUGCGGCGCUCACUGCUGGGCAGCGUGUCAGACAGCGGCUCAGUGGUGCUGUGGGACUCGAACACGCAGAAGGAGCUGCAUGCGUUCGACGGCGCCCACAAAGCCCCCGGCUCCGGCCUCGCCUUCUCCCCCGCCAGCGAGCUGCUGGUGGUCAGCGUGGGUCUGGACAAGAAGAUCGUCUGCUACGACACGGCCAGCAAGAUAGUGCUGAGGUCCAUCCGGGUGGACAGCCCCCUCACAGCGGUGGACUUCACUCCGGACGGCACCGGGCUGGUGGUGGGCUCCACGCAGGGGAAGAUCUUCCAGUACGACCUGAGGAACUCCAGCGCCCCCACCCGGGUCACCGCCGCUCACAAAACUUCCAUCACCUGCCUCCGCUUCCAGAGCAGCAGCAGACACAAGCAGUCCAGUAAGCUGGGCUCCUCAAAGAUCGUGAAGAGAUCCUCCACCAAGCUGUCCAACAGCCAGUCUGACCCCGCCCCCCACAGACAGGUGACAGGUACAGCAGGGGGCGCUGCAGCGGAGGUCCUGACCCGGGAGGCUGAGGGCUGGCAGGGUCCGGAGCAGCUUCCUGUCGGGGAGAAGUUCAGCAGCGUGGGCCGGAACAGCCUGGACGUGUUCUCUCCGGCUCGGGAAGACUCCCGUUUCCCUGGGACCACCGGAGACACGCUGUUCGGUCGAACCCUCGUCACCGGACUGGAGAUGCUGUCCCGGGAGGGGGAGGGGCAGCCGGUGGUCAGCCGUGCCAGUCUGGACAUCUUCUCCCCCGUCAGAGAAGACUCUCACUCCGGCAUUCACCGUAAGACUCCUCUGGGGACGCCGCUGACCGCCGGACGCUGCUACAGCCCGCUGUCCGUCUUCCAAACCCCUCCCCCCAUCAAAGAGGAGGAGCCACUCACCGCCGCCGAGUCAUGUGGCCCCGGCAAGUCGGAGAAGGCAAGCAGCUCCAGUCAGGAGGGGGAGACCACGCCCACUUCCUCUCAGCUGACGAAUCACAGCCAGCCAGUCCCGGCAUUCUUCACCCCAGACCUCAGGAGAACCAACGGGAUUCAAGCGCAGCUGAGCUAUGAGUCACCUGCACAGGGAGCUCCGCCCACUGCAGCAGGAGCGUCUCUCUCUGCCGCCGCCUCCUCCUCCCUCUCCCAGAACAUCAUGGAGGUUGUCGGGCAGGGAGCAGCAGCUCCUCUCUCCUCGCUGCAGAUCCACUUCAUCCAGAACAUGAUCCACGAAACUCUGGAGGACUUCAGGGAUGUGUGUCACAGAGACAUCGUGAACCUGCAGGUUGAGAUGGUGCGACAGUUUUACAUCCAGCUGAACGAGAUCCACGGCCUGAUAGAGAAAUACUCCGUGAACGAGUCUCUGGUGGAGGAGGUGGAGAAACUGAGGGAGGAGAACCGCCGGCUGAAGACCAACUACUGACCUCUGAUCAUUAUCACAGCUCUUAUUAUGGGAUGUGGGAAGAGUUUACAUCAGCAAUCCAUGAUCCAGGAAAAAAUAAAUUCAAAGAGGAGAAAAACUCACUUCCUGUUUUCAGCCGAUCUGAGAGCACAAACACACAAACCAUCAGCAACUGUGAUAAACGAUGUCGAUAACACAAUACGGACAUUGGUGUCCCUUCCUCUGUGCCUGUGUCAUGUUUUAUUAAUAGGAAACAUUUUGUCUAACUAAAAAAUAUGCAUAUUUAAA
Messenger RNA from Eleginops maclovinus (Patagonian blennie), 2369 nucleotides. It is a transcript of the gene nedd1, whose product is annotated as NEDD1 gamma-tubulin ring complex targeting factor. Gene Ontology annotation, biological process: microtubule nucleation; mitotic cell cycle. Gene Ontology annotation, molecular function: gamma-tubulin binding. NCBI's taxonomy places the organism in Eukaryota, Metazoa, Chordata, Actinopteri, Perciformes, Eleginopidae. The coding region runs from base 168 to 2102 and encodes 644 amino acids. The record is from RefSeq and is a predicted model, not a curated record. The transcript has 16 exons. Gene Ontology annotation, cellular component: spindle pole; pericentriolar material; ciliary basal body.